CGUCCCUUUUUCCCCGGCCGAGAGCGCAUGCAGACAUCGGUGCGCAUAGGGCGUGAGACAAGCUCUGAGCUACCGGCGUCUUAUUUCUCAAGAGGUUCGUCGGCCAUGCCUUCGAAGCCAGGCAACAGUCGGCGGUCGUCGUCGAUGGCCACCAGUCUGUCGACCGUGGACCAGACGCCACAGCCGCACGUCUCUGUCGAUGGACUUGGCGGGGCCAGCGGCGCAAACCCUGAGGACGCAAAGUACCUCAUCGCCAAUCGGUUCCUGGCCACGCUCCUCCAGGAGAUCGUCAUCGACACGGCCCUGUACGCCCAUUCGCUCACAACGAGGCAGAAAAAGUGUCGGGGCUCUCUUGAGGGAGGCUGCCCCGUCUGUCGCUCCAGGUGAGAAGAAGAGAGGCUUGGGAUAUUGAGAGACCUGCAGCUCAUGCUAGAAUGGGUUCUGUAUGCAGCUGUCAGGCCGAGCAUCAUGCCCAAUCUGCGCCUGCGGCCGCAUCGUCAGCCAAUGCCGGCAAUGGUACGGAAGGGUCUGCAGCAAACGGUGCAAGCGGAGAGGCAGCAAGUGCAGCUGCAACACCGCAGCCCAAGGGCCUCGACAUCUAUCACAACAAUCCGCUGCUAGCCUGCCUCGUCUGCUCCCGCCAGGUAUCAGCAAACCGCUACGCGCAGCACCUGGCCUCGUGUGUUGGUGUCGGAAAGGGCGGCAUAGCUCGCAGAAAGGGCAAGGCUGGCGGGGCGGCAAAGGACCGGAGCAAGGUCAAGAGUGCCCUCGAGGCUCGAAAAAGAGCGGGCCUUUCGCAGUCGAAUGGCAAUGGAAGCAGAAUGGGCACUCCCACACCCACGCCGACGGCUACCAGCGACGAUGAAGGCGGCAACAGAAAGAGCAGGUCUCUUGCGGACUCGCUGGGCGUACACAGCGGUAAACGAACGGCGAGCGCCAGCCCGGGUCCAAAGGCGAAACAGGCCCGCACAGGCACUCCUGCAGUGCUGAGUGCGGCAGCCAACUCGUCUCAGCCCCUGACGGCAUCCCCCUUGAACCCGAAUCGGUACCAGAGCAGCACAAGCGCAGCUCUGGCCAGCAGUCUCAAGGGCAAGGGAAGCACAGGCAAGGAGAAAAAGAGAAAGCGAGAGGACAACGAAGACGAGGACGGUGACGAUGAGGACGGGGAGGAGGCCGACGACGACGAGGAAGACGAUGACGACGGCGGUGAUGAUGCAGACGAUGACGAAGACGACGAAGAGGAAGACGACGACGACGACGAAUCGGAAGCCGACUCGGAUGGCAACGCGUCUAGUCCUGACGUCCCUCUCGGGUCAUCGAGGCCCAACGAUGCCCUGGCAAAGGCAUCGACAGGCCUACCGCUCAGCCAGAGCGGUAUCGAGAGGAGCAAAGGAAGCGACGGCGAAUACAUUGGUGGGUAUCUUGCUUACUUCGUUCUAGCCUGCCCACCGCAUGUGUCUCAACUGACCAAUCUGACACACGCAGACGUCGAGUCCGCCUCUGCCCAGAGCGAGCCCGACGAUGACUUCUGAUCCUGCUGCUCUCUCUGAUCUCUGCAUCUGUAUUUCUAUCGCAUACCUGCUUGACUGCUGGCGAAUGCAACACGCCGUUCUGCUACAACUAUCCACCAUGCCUCGUUGGCGAAGCGCUC
Acaromyces ingoldii is the source of this 1651-nucleotide messenger RNA. RefSeq lists its product as hypothetical. Lineage: Eukaryota; Fungi; Basidiomycota; Exobasidiomycetes; Exobasidiales; Cryptobasidiaceae. The coding region runs from base 435 to 1532 and encodes 365 amino acids. The transcript is spliced from 3 exons. The record is from RefSeq and is a predicted model, not a curated record.